GAAUGCGCCAAAAAUUGAACUCUAUGUUCUGGAAUGUCCUCAUGCGGCUAGCCCCAUGCAUCAAACGCAUACACGAUGAAAAGUUAAAUCACAUGCAAGCGCUUGAAAUUGUAAGAACAGUGUGUGGGGAAGUUGUUUGGGACUUUGAAAAAGCUUUAGAGGCAUUAAAGCAACCAAUCCUCAUAGCUACAAGAUUGGGGAUUUUUGAGAUUGUCGAUGAAAUUUUGAAGGUAUAUGAAAAUGCUUUUUGUUUCGUUGACGAAGAUGGGAAAGAUGUGCAGCAGCUUGCAGUUUUGCAUCGUCAUGAAAUAGUUUUCCGUAUCAUAUUAAAGGAGUUAGGGAAAAGUUGGGAAGACUCCGUAGACAAUGAUUUGAACACCGUCCUGCACUUAGCCGGAAAGUCAGCACCUUCAAGUAAAAUAGCAGGUUCAGCAUUGCAAAUGCAGCGGGAGGUGCAAUGGUUUAAGGCUGUGGAAAAUCUUGUGCCUCCAUCCAUGCAGGAGAUGCAAAAUAGUAAGGGUAAAACUCCUAUACAAGUGUUUGAGGAAGAACAUAAGACAUUAGUUAAGGAAGGUGAAAAAUGGAUGAAGGGGAGUGCUUCAUCAUGCACGGUUGUUGCUGCACUCAUAAUCACCAUAGUAUUUGCCGCCGCUUUCACUAUACCAGGAGGCACCAACACUGAAGGACCGGCUUUUAUUAUUUUCGCCAUAUCAGAUGCGCUUGCAUUCGUUUCUUCCAUUGCUUCAGUGUUAAUGUUCUUGGGAAUCCUCACUACACGUUACUCGCCAGAUGAUUUUUUGAAGUCCUUGCCCGAGAAGUUAAUUAUCGGCCAAAUCACCUUGUUCGUUUCUAUUGCAAGCAUGAUGGUAGCCUAUGGUGCAACGUUCUACAUCAAUUGCACUCAUCAAUGGAAAUGGACUAUCUUCCCAAUUUUCCUUCUUGGCAGUCUCCCAGUGACCUUAUUUGCAAUGCUGCAGUCUCAUCUCUUGUUUGAAAUGAUCUCUUCCACUUAUGGACCUACUAUUUUUCCAUCAAAGGAAGAAAUACGGAUGUAA
Molecule: messenger RNA, 1055 nt
Organism: Pistacia vera
Lineage: Eukaryota; Viridiplantae; Streptophyta; Magnoliopsida; Sapindales; Anacardiaceae
Exons: 3
Coding region: 3-1055 (350 amino acids)
Source: RefSeq, a predicted model, not a curated record